Molecule: messenger RNA, 465 nt
Organism: Gaeumannomyces tritici R3-111a-1
Lineage: Eukaryota; Fungi; Ascomycota; Sordariomycetes; Magnaporthales; Magnaporthaceae
Exons: 1
Coding region: 1-465 (154 amino acids)
Source: RefSeq, a predicted model, not a curated record
AUGCCCGAGACGGUGCGGAAGGGCAAGAGCACGGGCGACCGAAUGAUAGCCAAGCCACUGAUGAUAUCCCUAUGCUGGACCAACCUCUUCGAGACACAAGGCCGGCACAUCAACGCCGCAAUCACCGAAAUGUCGCGAACCAGGCCAGUCAAGGUCACCUUUGGCAACCGCCGACGGGCAGGCCUGAGAGCGCUGGCAUCGCGGAAAGUCCCCAGCAUUGCCAGGCCUCGGAUGCUGCUUAUACCUCGUCGCCAGGUCUCCAUCGUGCCCGGCACGACAUGCUCGCUUUUGACCCUGAACGGCGCGUACUAUUCGUUCAACGGUGUCACUUCCGGCACGGGCAAGCGACCUGUCCUGACUCAGCCCUUCCUCCCUUACCCACCGGCAUUGGCAGCGCCAGCUAGAUCAAGCCAACCAGGCUCUGGCUGGGCAGCAAGCUCCGUCUCAGUCGGGUUCUGUCAAUGA